Pristis pectinata (smalltooth sawfish) is the source of this 1712-nucleotide messenger RNA. RefSeq names its product dnaJ homolog subfamily B member 12-like. The transcript is spliced from 9 exons. Gene Ontology annotation, cellular component: endoplasmic reticulum membrane. The coding region runs from base 138 to 1265 and encodes 375 amino acids. Gene Ontology annotation, biological process: cellular response to misfolded protein. Gene Ontology annotation, molecular function: Hsp70 protein binding. Lineage: Eukaryota; Metazoa; Chordata; Chondrichthyes; Rhinopristiformes; Pristidae. The record is from RefSeq and is a predicted model, not a curated record.
GUCCCGAAGGGGUUCGGGUGUUUCCGUCGCCGACGGUGACAUAGCCGAACCGAUGCCGAACCUGCUCGGGCUUUUCCGGCCUCGAAUGUGACCACCACUGAGCGCAGCGACAGUGGCCGUUCAACCCUCAGCCCGGAAUGGAAGGAAACCGAGAUGAGGCGGAACGCUGUACGGAAAUCGGUUUGAACGCGCUGAAACAUGGCAGCAGGGAGGAGGCACUCAAAUUCUUGCGGAAGGCUCAGAAGUUAUACCCGACGGAUAAAGUUAAAGAUUUGCUAGAAUCUUUGACGCAGAAUGGCUAUCCAUCUGGUAACUUCACACCACCAGAGGCCACAGAUUCAUCAGAAUGUCACCAAAGAAAGGGAAGCAAGUUCACUGGCUCCAGCUCUGGAGAGGCAGGAGGAGAGAUGGGUAAAAGCUAUACAGUCGAUCAGCUUGAGGCUGUGAAAAGAAUAAAAAAAUGUAAAGAUUACUAUGAAAUCCUGGGACUAAACAAAGAUGCCACAGAGGAUGACUUGAAGAAAGCCUACAGAAAACUGGCUCUAAAGUUUCAUCCGGAUAAGAACCAGGCACCAGGAGCUACAGAGGCAUUCAAAGCCAUUGGGAAUGCAUAUGCAGUGCUCAGUAAUCCAGAGAAGAGGAAACAGUACGACAUGUAUGGCGAUGAACGGCAGGCCACAAACCGGCACAGUCACGGUGCGUCAGACUACCACAGAGGGUUUGAGGCAGACAUCUCGCCUGAGGACCUCUUCAACAUGUUCUUUGGUGGCGGAUUCCCCUCUGGUAAUGUUCAUGUAUAUAGUAAUGGGCGAAUGCGUUACACGUACCACAGACCCGAGCGACGGGAACAGCAUGGUGAUGGUGGGUUGGCACUCUUUGUGCAAUUAAUGCCAAUCUUGAUCCUGGUCAUUGUCUCUGUGAUCAGUCAAAUGAUGGUGUCAAGCCCGCCGUACAGUCUGAGCCACAGGCCGUCUGUUGGUCACAUUCACAGACGGACAACGGAAGUAUUGAGGGUGCCUUAUUUUGUGGCAGGUAAAUUUGCAGAAGAAUAUACAGGACAGAACUUGAAGCUGGUGGAACGGAAUGUAGAAGAGGACUUCAUUGCAAAUUUACGGAAUAACUGCUGGAAGGAGAAACAACAGAAAGAAGGAUUGCUGUACCGUGCCCGGUACUUUGGAGAUGUAGAUCUUUAUCAGAGAGCCCAGAAAAUGGGCACACCAAGCUGCACCAGACUUUCAGAAGUUCAGGAUUCCCUACAUGGGUAGGACAGAGCCUGCUCCAUUGAUAACCAGAGACCAGCGAUAGAGACGAUAACUAAAAAAAUCUUUGAAAUUUGUCUUAAGACUGGAUUUUGAUUAGCCAGCAACACUGCUGAAAAUACUCACAGCCUAUGACCACCCUCCUACUGAACUUUUUAUUUCAUGAACUGGAUCAAGAGGCCCUGAGCUCUCUUGGACAGCACCCUGCUGUGAAAGCUACAAUACACUGGAUUCGGUCAGAGACUGAAACAACCGAAUGGAGAGACAUGACUACGCAUGAACCAAGGUUGUACAUGUGCACUUGUCACUUCUAAUGGAACAAAUAAACAAAUGCGUUAAAUUAAUGAUUUGGAAAUUAUUUAUAGUUGUAUAUACAUUGUACUUUAUGCAGGGGCUGAAAUCAAUUGUAACUUAUUUUGCUCUUCUAUAGAAAUAAAUCUGUACUGUGACAAA